CAGCGUUACUUUACGUACGUUAGCGCCAUUUUGUCUCAACAGACGCCGUGCCGGCUUUGCAUAGUAAUAUUAGAAUAUUAAACUUUCCUUAUUUGUAGAAAUUCACAUCAAAAUGGGCAAGAAAAAGAGUGGUGACAGCAGUGACCAGUCCAGCGAGGAAGAAUAUGUAGUGGAGAAAGUUCUGGAUAGACGCGUGGUUAAGGGCAAGGUCCAAUACCUGCUGAAGUGGAAGGGCUACAAAGAGGAAGAGAGCACAUGGGAGCCGGAAGACAAUCUUGACUGUGCGGAGCUCAUCAAAACCUUUGAAGAUGCUCGCAAGGAAAAGGAGAAAUCAAAGAAGCCCGAGGAGAGAGCCAAGAAACGUGUUCGCGAAUCCAGUGAGGACACACGCAAGUCCCGCGGCGCCUCCGUGUCGUCCGCGGACGGCACCGACGCCAAGCGCAGCAAGGACAAGGACAAGGAUGACAAGAAGUCCGGCUUCGAGAAGGGGCUCAAGGCUGAGAAGAUUAUCGGUGCAAGCGAUGCGACGGGGCAGCUGAUGUUCCUCAUAAAGUGGGCCGACUCGGACGAGGCCGAGCUCGUGCCCGCCAAGAUCGCUAACGUCAAGUGUCCGCAGCAGGUGAUCGCGUUCUACGAGGAGCGGCUCACGUGGCACACGCCGGCCGAGGCCGAGUGAGCGCGCGCGCGGCACCUCCGAGCGCGUCUGCCCCGCACGCCGCCCGCAGCCUGACUGCAUCCACACUGACUGACUAUAAGUAACCUUUAAACACAAGGGCCUCUUACAUCUAUACAGUCACUGAACACUGCGAUAGAGAAAUAACAUAUGCCUUUCUCGAUCCCUCUCAGCAGAGAGCGUCUGGCAACCGGAUAGAUGUAAUAAGCAAAUUAAAGUCCACAGGUCUCCGGUAGAUCCGUACGCUAUUUGCAGCGUCAUGUUGGAUAGGAAGUCAUUUCCAAGCGUUACGCUGUACUUGUUUUGAAACUGGAGACAAAAGUCUAAAAGUGACAGGGAGUACUUUCAUUUCUGUAGAACUAGCGCCUGUUGGGUUUGAACUGUAUUCAUUAGAACCGUAUUUCCACUACCACUAUUUUAACGCGAUGCUAGUAUGUCGAAGUAAUAUCACGUAAAUAUUGAUGCGUAUCGCAGCCAAAACCAAAAAUUAUAAUCCGCAAUAUUAUGACGCUCCCAGUAUCACGGUAAUAAUGAUUUUAACAAUACCCAUAAAGCUUUUAGUUCUGUAGAAAUAUUGGGAAGUACAGUCACGUCACAAGGUGCUCAAAAACAUCUGAACAUGAAUUGUCAACACAUUAAAGAUGUUCAAAUAUUUUUGAGCAUUCAUGUGUUAGUCUUAAGGGCAAAGUACACCUACACUCGCUAUCGCCCAAUGUCCCGACGUCGGGCCCGAGCAAGGGCAUUUUUCCGUUUCGCCAAAUAUCAGCACAUCUUUUACAAUAUUUAACAUGUAAAAAAUACUUUGUCUCUAUUGCCAAAAAUAUUCAUUGUUUGAUAUGUUUGCAUAUGAAGCAUUUUUUUACAUUUCAAAUAUUAACGAUAUGCUGUUAUUCCGUAAAACGGAAAACGGUUAUAAAACCCGACAUUGGGACUGACUUGGGGCAGGGGGAGGAAACUUGAGCGUUCGGGUUUUUUCGGCUCCGUUCGGCUCAGCAUUGCUCCGAGCGAUUAUUAAGGUUGGCACAACUUGGCGUUUCUUUGCGUGUACAACACAGAUAAGAUAAUUACAUGAAUUUUGAUACGAUCUGAAAGGGAUAGUUCCAUAGAUUAGAAAGGGACAAAAUGAUUUGGCCCUGAAUCGCUGUCAAACCUCGGUUUUGUGGGAAGUUUCCUUUCUGUACGGCAGUACUAUUACUUAUUCUGUGCUUCAGGCCUGAUAUCGGCAAGGCUGGAUGUAAUUGGCCCUUUUGUAAUUCAUUUUGAUUGUAAUUGGCAACCUAAUGAGAAUUUUUGUAUUCAGACCAUUGCAAUACAGAAAAUACAAGUAAAACUUGUCUAAGGUAAAAUUUUCCAUGUUCCAAAAAAAGAUGAGCUUGUAAAUGAUGCGGGGAAAAACAGGUGUUAGCGUGCGUUGAUAGAAAAAAGUAUUUUAAAAUCUAGACUCUCACAAUAUUUAUUGUGGUUAAUAUUUAAAUUUGGAUACUUCGGUUAAAAUCGAACGUCAUUUCACAUUAGGUGUCACAGAUGAUAAGGUGAUACCAGCGUCCCAUCUUAUAACAACUAUAUUAUUAACAGACAGUGAUUACAUGUUACACGCCAGGAAUCAAUUUCAACCCAGUAGCCCAUUUUAUUAAAACGCAGGUGUAAAACAGCAAUGUUGCCUGCUUACUCCUAAAAUUGUAACUUCAUAUAACUGCAGCUAUAUGAAAUCGGACCCCAUACACAAUAGACAGAUAAAUAUUUAUUUAAGAACCGCGAGACAGUUUGCGAGAUGCGAAAGUGAGACAUCGAUAGACAUCUAGCUUAUGCGCAUGCUAGCACCUUUUAACAUUAAUAAUUAUAAUCAUUGUUUUUAUUUCCCAGGUAAUGAAAUAAUAGUUUUCCUCGAUUUAAAUUGGUAUAAAAUCAGGAUAACUGGGUACAUUGGUCAGUCAAAUUGUUAUUUCAGUAUCUGGGAUACAAAAACAGUUAAGUGUAAGUGCGAUUGUGAUGUGGCAAGAUACGAUUGCGAUUUUAAAAUUAUUUUUAGAAUUUCAACAGAUAUAUUUUUGCGCGGCUAGCUGUAGGCAAAGAGAAUUUGAAAUAGAGGUGGAUUGUCAAAGAAAACUUUGUAGCCACAGUAAAUUUACUGCCAUCUUUCGACACAUGAUUGAAACUUUUAGAACGCCAUUUGACUUUGAUCCUUAUUUCUUCACUGAUGUGUUAAAUUUGUUGAAUAUCAAAAAGUGGCGCCAUCUAAUCUAAUAGAUCAAAGGUAUGGUGGCAUCGUUUCGAGUAAGAAGUAUCGAAAGAUGGUAGUUAAUUUACUGAAGCUACAAAAUGUUCUUUUAAAAUCCACCUCUUUUUCAAAUUCUCUUUGCUGUAGAAUUUGGUAAUGCGUAAGUGAGACAUAAUGGUUUCAUAAUUGUAGUACAGUCUUCGUAAGAUUAUAUUGGAGCAACCAAUGUGCUUACAAAUAUCUGAACACGCCUCUUUUAUGAGCAAUUUUCCCGCCCCUAUACAUCUGAUCUAUAGGGACAGAAGCCAUACAAGUAAGAAAACUUAUUUUUGGGCCAAACUUGUAUGAAAGUAAUUUGUAGCUAGCCGCGCUGAAGGGUUGGAUUAAGGACGGUGCACACCGGAUGCGUGCGCGUUGUAAUGUAUAAAUCUUCAUUGGAGAUGUCUCACCACCUGCGUGGCAUGUGCAUCCAGCAUCCGAUGUGCACCGACCUUUAGGGCCCAUGGCGUUCGAUAUUCCUCGUAUGUAUGGACUUAGGUAAGGUUUAGGUUAGUAUUACGCAUUUGGACGUUGUUUCAAUUCGAGUGUAAGAUAUUAUAUUAUGACGUCACCGCUGUGAUGGCGGUUUCUGUGCAACUUUGGUUUUAGUUGAGGACAGUCACAAGUAUAUAGCAAAAAUAGUAUACUUUUGGUAUAUAUUUCUGAGAAAGUUGAAUAUACAUUAUCCAUGUUUUAUAGACAAGAACCACACAUAAGUUGUAACAGGUACCUAAAAUUGAUUUGAGAUAAGGAAGAUGUUUUCAGUUCUGUAUUAAAUAUAAAUUAUCAAACA
Messenger RNA from Cydia pomonella (codling moth), 3723 nucleotides. Its product is annotated as chromobox protein homolog 5-like. Gene Ontology annotation, biological process: chromatin organization; negative regulation of transcription by RNA polymerase II. Gene Ontology annotation, cellular component: nucleus; pericentric heterochromatin. Bases 113 to 676 code for a protein of 187 amino acids. The record is from RefSeq and is a predicted model, not a curated record. Lineage: Eukaryota; Metazoa; Arthropoda; Insecta; Lepidoptera; Tortricidae. Gene Ontology annotation, molecular function: chromatin binding. The transcript has 5 exons.